Messenger RNA from Penicillium canariense, 1623 nucleotides. RefSeq lists its product as uncharacterized. Bases 1 to 1623 code for a protein of 540 amino acids. The transcript is spliced from 2 exons. The record is from RefSeq and is a predicted model, not a curated record. NCBI's taxonomy places the organism in Eukaryota, Fungi, Ascomycota, Eurotiomycetes, Eurotiales, Aspergillaceae.
AUGGCUCUCGAGGACCAAGCCCUCUCUGCACUCGCACCGAGCUCCAAGCAGAAGCGUGCCAGUAAGCCCAAGGUGCGCACCGGUUGCACCACCUGCAAGUGCACCCGCACUGGGCGAAUCUGUGACGGCUACGGGACGCCCAAAUCAACCGCCCUCUUCAGAGCGUUGGCCCCUGCGCCAGCCAUCGACGAUACUCGAGAACCGCACGCACUGGAAUUCUUUUUCGUCAAGACGGCACCGCAGCUGGCCGGCUACUUCGGGGGCGCGUUCUUCCAGGGCAGCGUACUGCAGCUGAGUCUCGCCGAACCGGCCAUCCGCCAGGCUAUUGCGGCCAUCGGCAUUCUGCACGAGAGCACAGCGACAGGAAAGUGGGCCAGCAAAGGAAACUCCCCGCCCAAUGUCCACAUCCAGCUGUAUAAUCGAUCCAUCCGCACGAUCAUCAACAAGGUCGUCGCCGGACCCAAUGCAUCUCCUGUAAUAGCCACAACCAACGUUCUCUUCACCUGCUUCGAGAUCUUCCAGGGAAACGUCGCCGCCGCUGCGACCCAUAUCACAGCUGGCAUCAACCUGCUUCAAGCUUGGCGCGCCAAACAUGGCGGCCCUAUCACAGCCUGGGGCCGCAGGUAUACAUCCUUCGAGUCGCACUUCAUGGAGACCGAGAUCGCCCCACUGCUCAGCUUGUUCAACAUCAACGCGGUUGAGUGCGCCGGCGGAAGCCGCAGUAAAUUCCUUUUGAAUCCAGUAGACGAGCGCGGCGUGCUUCUCCUCGCCACCCGCUUCGAGACCCUGGCCGAGGCCCGCAUCGGGCUCAUCGAUAUGAUCACGGACGCGACGUGCAUCUGCGACGGCCUAGACGACGGACGCAUCCACCGACCGCUCACAGACAUUGACGCCGUCGUGCUUUCCCAAUCCGUGCAGCGGAAUCUUGAGCGAUGGCAGGCCAACGUCGACGAACUGAUCCGGCGGCAGAAACAUACCUGGGACAGGAAGGAGCAGCAGGUGGCCGACGUCAUCAGCAUCAUCCGGCUGGCGACCAAGUUCGGCGUCAGAGCGUACGAGGCCGAGGCUGAGUGCGAGUGGGAUGCGCACCGUGCCGAGUACGAGGAUUUGAUUCGGUCCGCCGAUGCCAUUAUCUCGGAUCGAGUCCGCUUCCCGGAUGACCUGUCUCGCACGAUCAAUUUGGACUUCGGCAUGAUCUUUCCGCUGCAUGCCGUGGCGUGGAAAUGCCGCUGGCCUCGACUGCGCCGUCAGGGCCUUGAUCUGCUGCAACGGAUUCCGAAGCGUGAGUGGCUCUUCGAGGCUGGGCACUAUCAUGCCAUCUUCACGCGCAUCAUGGAAAUCGAGGAAGCGGAGUGCGGCUUACCACUAGGUGUUCGGCCAGGAGAUGACUGGUUACCUCCAGAGCACGUCCGGAUCCGCGACUUUCUCGUGGCUGCGCAGGCCACGCCGCCAGGAGAAAUACCCACCUAUGCAGUGACGUUCUUCAGCAAGCCCCAUGGCCCUGAUGGCCCGUUGGAAUCUUUUACUGAACAGAUGCGAUUGGGAUCCUCACAGGGUGUGAAGGCUGCUGUGCCGACUAAUAUGAUUGGGCGUAGGUUAGAGCGUGGUAGCUGUCCUCACUAA